AUGGGCUUAUUAGCACUCGGAACGGCCCUGGAAUGGCCGGAAGCGAAGAAGAGAGCGCAUCAGGUUCGCGAAUGGGGUAUCGAGCAAUUGCUUGCUAUUUGGAACAGAGCAAAGGGGAAGGAGAGGGAUGCUCUUCUCUGGGGUGACGAGGUCGAAUACCUCGUUGUCGCCGUCGACGAACAUGCGAAGAAAGCCCGGUUAUCCCUAGCGCAAGCCGAUAUUCUCAAAUCGCUAGCCCGGGAUGAGGCAUUGUGGACGUCAGAAGGUGGAGAGAACCAAGAUGGGCAAAGGGCUGGCUCUGAACCACCGCACUUCCACCCCGAAUUCGGACGAUUCAUGCUGGAGGCUACCCCGGCAAAGCCAUGGGGGAUUGAUUUCAAAGACCUGCUAAAGGUCGAGGGCAAUAUGAAGAGGAGACGAGAGGUUGCGAAAGCGCAUAUGGCAUCGAACGAAUACCCAGUCACCAUGACAACGUUCCCUCGCCUGGGUACAAAGGACGACUACAUUCAACCAUACUAUCCCCCAUCCGGACCAGCAUUGCGUUCGCAAUUCGUCCCCGACGAGAUCGCCAAUCCUCAUAUCCGUUUCCCGACUUUAGCUGCGAACAUCCGGUCUAGAAGGGGUCGAAAGGUCGAAUUGAACGUGCCGGUUUUCAAGGACACGAAUACACCCUCUCCGUUCAAAGACCCGACUGUGGACUACGAUCUCCACAUUUGGCCCGAGGACGAUGAUGUUAGGAACGGAGCCGCCAAGGACGACCAUGUUUACAUGGAUGCCAUGGCUUUUGGAAUGGGCAGCUGCUGUCUUCAAAUCACUUUUCAGGCGAAGAACAUCAACGAGGGGAGGAAACUGUACGACCAGUUGAGUCCUCUUGGUCCGAUUCUCAUGGCACUUACUGCCGCGACCCCGAUCUACAAGGGAUUCCUAGUAGAUACGGAUUCUCGGUGGAACCAGAUCAGCAGAGCUGUUGAUGAUAGGACUCCUGAAGAGCUUGGUGAAUUGCCUCUCAAAAAUGACAGAUGGAGGAUACCCAAAUCCCGAUACGCCUCAAACUCAACAUACAUCUCCCAAGACCCUCGAUUGCGAAAAGAAUACUUGGAUCCAGAUCUGGUUGUGGACGAAGAUAUCAAGAAGCGCUUAAUAGAAGGCGGCAUGGACGAUGUCCUGGCCACCCACUUCGCACACCUCUUCAUCCGCGACCCCCUGGUCAUUUUCUCCGAAGACCUUGAAGAGCUCGACCUUAACAAAGCAGACCACUUCGAGAACCUCCAAUCCACAAACUGGCAACACAUGCGCUUCAAGCCCCCACCACCCGAGAAGAACGACAUCGGCUGGCGAGUCGAAUUCCGGUCCAUGGAAGUCCAAAUGACAGACUUUGAGAAUGCCGCGUUCAGCAUCUUCAUCGUCCUCGUCACCCGUGCUAUCUUGAGUUUCGACCUGAACUUCUAUAUCCCCAUCCAACGGACGACGGAGAACAUGGAAACAGCACAUGCUCGUGACGGCGUUCUCGACAGCAAAUUCUACUUCCGCAAGGAUCCGUUCCCCCGUCGCGUGCGCAGACAGCAACACUCAGCUAAUGGCAGCAACAUGUCAUCUGCUGCUUCUUCAGCUGUUAACACGCCUCCGCCAUCACCACCGCUUGUUCCAGUAGAGAUGGAAUACGAUCUCAUGACAAUUUCGGAAAUCAUCAACGGCUCAGCAGAUGGAGAGUUCCCUGGAUUGAUUCCUCUUGUCGAAUCGUAUCUGGACAGCGUCAACGUUGAUGUUGAGACGAGAUGCUCGCUCGCUAGUUACCUCGAUUUGAUCCGGAAACGUGCUGAUGGUACGCUCUGGACUGGGGCUAGAUGGAUCCGGGAAUACGUCGCGAAGCAUCCGGCAUACAAGAAAGACAGCGCCGUUUCAGAGGAAGUCUGCUACGAUCUUGUCAAGGCGGUUGAUGAGAUGGCUGUUAAGGAGGGGAAGAAUGGGAGUGUUGGAUGGGAGAUGCUCCGGGGGAAAAGAAAUAGAUCAUAG
Aspergillus glaucus CBS 516.65 is the source of this 2013-nucleotide messenger RNA. Its product is annotated as glutamate--cysteine ligase. The transcript has 7 exons. Gene Ontology annotation, molecular function: glutamate-cysteine ligase activity. Lineage: Eukaryota; Fungi; Ascomycota; Eurotiomycetes; Eurotiales; Aspergillaceae. Gene Ontology annotation, biological process: glutathione biosynthetic process. Bases 1 to 2013 code for a protein of 670 amino acids. Gene Ontology annotation, cellular component: glutamate-cysteine ligase complex. The record is from RefSeq and is a predicted model, not a curated record.